Messenger RNA from Abrus precatorius (Indian licorice), 1338 nucleotides. Its product is annotated as polygalacturonase QRT3-like. The record is from RefSeq and is a predicted model, not a curated record. Gene Ontology annotation, molecular function: polygalacturonase activity. Lineage: Eukaryota; Viridiplantae; Streptophyta; Magnoliopsida; Fabales; Fabaceae. The coding region runs from base 187 to 1338 and encodes 383 amino acids. The transcript is spliced from 3 exons.
GCAUUCAAGUUCAAAGCCCCUAUUACUAGGAGUAAUUCCAUUGCAUCAACACCAACUUCCUUCUCACCCUCUCCUAGUCCUUCUCUAUCAUCACAGAAUCUCAAGAAACCACACGUGUAUCAUGUGACAUCUUAUGGUGCAGAUCCAACAGGUAAUUCAGACAGCACUGAAGCUCUUCUUGCAGCCAUGGCAGAUGCAGUCAAAGGUCCAAGUGAAGGGUUCUUAAUGAAAGACAUUAGAGACCUUGGAGGUGCCCAGAUUGAUCUUGAGGGUGGAAAGUACUUGAUCAGCCAACCAUUGCAGUUACCAGUGACGGGGGUUGGAAACCUUAUGAUACAUGGGGGAACUAUAAGAGCCUCAGAUGAUUUUCCAUCAGAUGGACACCUCAUUGAUUUGUCAACAUCAGGAGAAGGCAAAUCCUACAAUUAUGAGUUCAUAACUCUCGAGGACCUCUUGCUAGACUCCAACUUUAGGGGAGGAGGCAUUGUAGUAAAAAACUCACUUAGAAUUACCAUAGACAAUUGUUACAUCACACAUUUCACCACCACUGGAAUUCUAGUCCAAAGUGGCCAUGAAACCUACAUUCGAAACUCCUUCCUUGGCCAGCACAUCACUGCUGGUGGUGACAAAGAUGAAAGGAACUUCUCAGGCACUGGAAUAAGCCUUCAGGGAAAUGACAAUUCAGUCACAGAUGUUGUAAUUUUCUCUGCUGCUAUAGGAAUAAUGGUUAGUGGCCAAGCCAACACUAUUUCUGGUGCACAUUGCUACAAUAAGGCCUCUGGCUUUGGAGGCACUGGAAUUUAUUUGAAACUACCUAGUUUGACACAAACUAGGAUUGUGAAUUCUUACAUGGAUUACACCAAUAUUGUUUCUGAAGACCCUGUUCAACUCCAUAUCUCUAGCAGUUUCUUCCUUGGUGAUGCCAAUAUUGUAUUAAAAUCAAUCAAAGGGGUUGUAAAUGGUCUCAAUAUUGUCGACAACAUGUUCUCUGGGUCAAAUCAUGGGGUUGAUAUAGUCAAGUUGGACCAAUCAAAUAGUCCUUUUAGUCAAAUUGAUCAAGUUUUUGUUGCUAGAAAUGUUGUGAAGGGUAUGAACUUAAGGGCCACAACUGCAAAGAUAUCUAUGCAUGGGAAUGGAACUUUAUGGACUAUCGAUUUUAACAAAUUUCUGCUUUUCCCUAACCUUAUUAAACAUGUCCAGUACUCUUUAAGUGCCAAUGGUAACACCUUCCCAAACCAUGCUCUCAGAAAUGUGUCCGAGAAUCGUGUUGUGAUUGAAACAGAUGAGGCUGUAACUGCAAAUGUUUUUGUCACAGUGGAUCAAGGCAUUGCAAGUUGA